Penicillium canariense is the source of this 1461-nucleotide messenger RNA. Its product is annotated as MFS transporter. Gene Ontology annotation, biological process: transmembrane transport. Gene Ontology annotation, molecular function: transmembrane transporter activity. NCBI's taxonomy places the organism in Eukaryota, Fungi, Ascomycota, Eurotiomycetes, Eurotiales, Aspergillaceae. The record is from RefSeq and is a predicted model, not a curated record. Bases 1 to 1461 code for a protein of 486 amino acids. The transcript is spliced from 7 exons.
AUGGAGACCUCACAUGUGCCAUGGCUUUAUAAUCUUCGUUCUUCGGAAACUUUUAUUAUAAUCGUGGUAUCUAUUGCCAUCUUCACUGAUGUUUUCAUCUAUGGCAUGAUUGUGCCCAUUGUUCCGAUUGCGCUAGUUGAACGUGCCGGUGCUCGACCGGAAGAUGCUCAAUCGUGGAUUUCAAUCUUGUUGGCUGUGUACGGGGCCACCCUCCUCGUGGGAUCGCCAUUAUUCGGGUAUUUUGCGGACCGCUGUCGACUACGGAGACUCCCCUUUAUCGUCGGCCUGGUUGCGCUGGGGGCCUCCACAGGUCUUUUCGUCGUCGCUCGGUCGCUGGCAGUCCUCAUUAUCGCUAGGGGUCUGCAAGGCCUAUCUGGUGCGGCGGUGUGGGUAGUAGGCCUCGCCAUCGUGGCCGAUAAUGUACCACCGGAGCGUGUUGGGGAGGCCAUGGGCCAUACUACGAUUGCUUUGACAUGGGGAUUCGUUCUGGGGCCAACUAUCGGCGGUGUGAUGUACGAGAAGCUGGGAUUCUACGGGACCUUCUCUAUCCCUGCUAGUUUGAUUGUCGUGGAUGUGGUGCUGAGAUUUGCUAUGAUUGAAGAGUCAGGAGCUAUUCAACCCGACAAGUCAGGGUUAUGCUCGCCGGCCGGUGAGCAUCAAAAUCACCCUUACGGCACUUUUGCAGCCCGAGAAGAUGAAUACUCUGGAUAUUUUUCGUCUGGCGAGGAUACCGCCAGCGAGGAAGCUUCUCUUAUUAGAGCCUCUAGCCCUUGCUUUGAGCAUGCUCGCAUGACCAAUGAAAAGACGGCUACGAUUUUAGAUCUUCUCCAAAGCCCACGUCUCCCCCUUGCAUUGGCUGCGACUGUUGUGAUGGCAGUUAAUUUCUCGGCCUUGGAAACUACACUCCCCUUGUUCGUCAUGGAGACAUUCAACUGGUCAUCCAGCGGGGCUGGACUCAUCUUCGUGGCGUCAUCUGUUCCAAGUUUUGCAGGAGUAUAUAUCGGCAAAUGUAUUCGGCACACCGGCGCCGGCACCCCCGGAGCAUUUGCAUUCGCGGUCGCGGCGUGUGCUUGGGUUUUGAUGAGACUAGUGAAGAAUAACACAACCGCAGAUAUCGCCCUUCUAGUCGCACUAGUACUGGUUCAAGGGCUAUCAAUUGUGAUUGUGGAAGUUGUUGCAAUGACAGAGGUGUCGCAAGCGGUCACGGAUUACGAAGCCGAGUUUCCUGGUGCCUUUGGCGACAAGAGCCCCGUUGCGCAGGCAUAUGCGCUGUUCAAUAUGGCAUUUGCAGGAGGCCAACUCCUCGGGCCGAUUUUGGCUGGGGGCAUGCGCGUCUGGGCUGGCUGGGGUACCAUGACACUGAUUCUCGGGCUACUUUGUGGCAUGAUCGCUAUACCUUUGGGUGUGUUUAGUGAGGCACCAUUAAGGACCCAAGAAAACGCGUGGGAAGACGGUGUCUAA